Molecule: messenger RNA, 2357 nt
Organism: Annulohypoxylon maeteangense
Lineage: Eukaryota; Fungi; Ascomycota; Sordariomycetes; Xylariales; Hypoxylaceae
Product: vacuolar protein sorting-associated protein Vps17
Exons: 3
Coding region: 296-2101 (601 amino acids)
Biological process (GO): retrograde transport, endosome to Golgi; intracellular protein transport
Cellular component (GO): retromer, tubulation complex; endosome; retromer complex
Molecular function (GO): phosphatidylinositol-3-phosphate binding
Source: RefSeq, a predicted model, not a curated record
UUUCAGUGCAACUCGUGAAGGCAGACGAUUUCCUACAAGUCCAUGUACUUCAGCAUUCUAAGUGAUUGCCAAUCCUCAGCAAGCUAAUCCUUAGGUGACUCUCUCGAGAAUUCGAGAUUGCGGCUGGGACGGCGAAUCCUAAUAUUGACAAUCAAGCAUUGUUGCUACUGCUGUUCUUUGUGGAGUGCAACCCCUAAUGCUCUACCUGCACUCUACAUCCCUACUAAAUUCUCUAAGCCAACUUCUAUCCUCUCCUUUACUUCUACCCUCCAUUUCCCUUAGCGAAUAGGAUACCAUGGAUUACCGUUCUUCUAUAGCUGAUGACGAGCACCCAGCCGGUCCAUCCCCCUGGGGAUCAUCGUCGCCAUCUGCCUCGCCGCGCCGCAACGAUUCAUCCUUCGGCUCUCUAGGCAACGAGCAUCAACCCUCCUCACCGUAUCAAUACGCAGUCCACGACCCCAGCAACGGUUUCGCGCAAGAAGACCCAGGCGUCAACGCUUUCAGACGACCAGGCACGGCCAGCAGCACAACCUCCACACCGGCGUACGACACCCCAGAACAGCAAACAUCCUCGCAGCAAUCCGAAGCCGGAGCCGAAACCGAGCAGCAGCCGCCGAGCACACCGCAGCGAUCGCCGGCGCAAGGUCAGGCCGCAGGCGACAGCCCACAAGAGCAGCAACCGCAGCGAUCGAGGGGGCCCCAAUAUAAGCUACAGGCCAAGAUCACCGGACUAGAGCGAACGGGUCGCAAAGAUCCCAUUUUGAGAUUUGACGUCCACACGAAUAUACCCAAGUUCCGAACGACCCAGUUCCGCGAUGUCCGCCGUUUACAUUCUGAAUUUGUCAAGCUUGCCGAGCAUUUGAUAUCCGCCAACCCCGAUGCGUUUGUGCCCGCCGUUCCGCCGUCUGUGACGUCCGCAGGCGCUGGGACUGACGAAGACGAGACGAGGGUGAAAGCCCUUCUACAGAGAUGGUUUAAUUACGUAUGCGGCAAUGAAGUCCUCAUGAGAGAUGAUGAAAUGGUUUUAUUCGUUGAAAGCGAUUUUGGUUAUAGUCCUAUGGUCAAGAAGAAGCAGCCGGCCACCGGCGUACGGAGGAAGCUGCUGAAGCAAUUCGCACCACCGCCCGAUGAUACGCCGGAGCUGUCCGAGGCACGACCCAUAGUAAAGCUAUUCUAUCUAGGUUCAAUGGAUGCGGGACACAAGGUCGAUCGACUUGUCAAAUCCCGUAGAGGGUUAGGAUUAUCAGAAUCCGACUUCGGAGUCAAACUUGGUGCAAUGAACGUUCAAGAGCCGCACCAGGGCCUCGCGAACGCAUAUCGGAAACUCGGCAAGAUUGUACAGACUGUGGGUGACUAUCAUGCAGCCCAGGCCACUGCUGAAGCUACAACACUUGGCGAUCCGUUUCAGUAUCAUUCACAGGAUGCAUUCAUCGUCAAGGAGACUCUAACAAACAGACAACUUCUGAUUCGCGAAUUCUUACAAGCCCAAGAGAGCACGCGGAGCAAAUUGAAUGCCGCGGACAGGUUGAGAGCUAACUCAACCGUACGGCGCGAGAAGGUUGACGAGGCGAUCGCUGCUCUAGACGAAGCAAGAAACUCAGAGCUGGAGUUGGCGCAGAAAACUUCGAGGGUAACACAUAAUCUGGUGCAAGAACGUCGCAAGUGGUUUGCGAGAACUGCCUCGGAUUUACGUCUCAGCAUUCGGGAGUUUGUAACUCGUGAGAUCGAGGCCGAACGACGUACCCUCGCACUGCUAGAAAGUGUUCGGCCCGAUAUCAGAGCCAUCGAUGCUUCAGGCGGUCUAAGUAGACUAGGACGGGAAGCUCAUCCGACGGUAAGGCGCCCAAGCCUUGCAGCCAGCCAAGGUCCCAAAGGUGAUGCGUGGAGCGGUGUCCCCCGCCGCACGGAUAGGAGCAUGUCGGGGAGCUUCAUGUCAAAUGUUGCCGAGGAAGACGAUGGCGAGAACGGGCAGCGCCCAGGAUCCAGGUCGCUCAGCGGCAGCGGGAUCAGUACGGGAUUGCCCGGUCUUACGGAGGAGGAUGACGAGGACCGCGUGGAUGCCAGGAACGCUGCCAGUCGAUUGGCGACGAGCACAUUUUAAAAAAAUGUUCAGCGAACCAACCUUUUUCGGGAGCGGGUCUAAAAAGAGCCUGAAUCCCUCACCGUAACGGGGAAGUUUUGUAGUAUUGUAUGUAUGUGUGGGGUCUUCUUCCACAACCUUGAUCCCAGCUGUUUUUUUUCGGCGUGAAUUGAAAAGAGCAUAGGUACAGCUUUGUCUCCCCCUUGUCCUUUUUUUGCUCUCUAUCUAAAGUGCUCCUCAACUAUAACUCCGAAUAAUUCUAGAUCGAAUUGUGUAA